This is a messenger RNA of Ananas comosus (pineapple), 1636 nucleotides long. RefSeq names its product regulator of G-protein signaling 1. The transcript has 11 exons. The record is from RefSeq and is a predicted model, not a curated record. NCBI's taxonomy places the organism in Eukaryota, Viridiplantae, Streptophyta, Magnoliopsida, Poales, Bromeliaceae. The coding region runs from base 139 to 1518 and encodes 459 amino acids.
GUGCGAGAGAGAGAGGCCUUGUGAAACGAAACAUUAAAAAAAGCGGAAAAAAAAGGAAAUUUCCCUCUCAAUGGAUCUCCUCUUCUCCGAUUCCCCCAGAUGCGCUAAAAGCGCGUUUCGGAACGCGGUUCCAACGCAAUGGCGCACUGCGCCAUCACCGGCGCUUGCCCCUCCGACUACGUCGCCGUCGCCAUCUCCCUCCUCUCCCUCAUCCUGCUUAUAGUUCGCGCGCUUUUACCCUUUAUUUCUAAGAAGGGACCUAAAGUGAAAAUCUCUGGUGUCUGGCUCAUGAUAGCUCAAAUUGUCGGAAGCAUUAGCUUGAUACUGUCGCUAGUGAUGUCAAUUAACUUUUUGACGUUAAAGCAUAAAGAUCCUUGGCGGUCGUGCUAUAUAUGGGCAGUUUGGGCUGAAGGUCCAUUUGGGUUCGGUUUGUUGAUGAGCUGUCGCAUUGUACGGGCUUUUCAGCUAUAUCAUGUUUUCGUCAAGCGGAGAUUACCUCCAAUCAGACCAAGUGUCUUACUAACAUUAAUUCUUAUACCCUGGAUUGGUGGAGCUGCAUUUCUUCAUAUGAACAAGCCUUUAAAUCAUCGUUGCCAUAUGCGGACUCAAUGGGUCAUUCCAAUAGUGUGUAUUCAUGGGUUCUAUCUUGCCGCAUUGAUCGGUAUCACAAGGACGGUUCAUCAUAUUGAGUUUAGGUUUCAUGAAUUCAAAGAUCUUUUACAGGGCAUAAUUGUUUCGUCUGUUGCAAUAGCAUUAUGGAUUGGUGCAUAUGUUUUAAAUGAAGUCCACGAAGAUAUUUCUUGGAUUCAAGUUUGUUCAAGAUUUCUUCUUCUAGUGACGGCAAGUGUUUUAGUGCUAGUAUUCUUUUCAAUGUCACUUUCCCAACCUUUGAGUUAUCAAAUAAGCUUAAGGAAAAGAGAAUCCUCGAAAGUUAUGACAAUGCGCCAAGCAUUGGGGAUACCAGAAAGUAGAUUGAUCAUACAGACUACAACCGCAAGCGCUAUUGAUCUCAACCAACCUUUAGACAAACUGCUGGAAAAUAAGAGAUUUCGACACUCAUUCAUGGUCUUCGCUGACAGUUGUCUCGCUGGGGAGAGUGUUCAUUUCUACGAAGAAGUACACGAACUGAGCAACAUACCUGUUGAUGACCCUGUAAGAAGAAUCUACAUGGCUAGGCACAUUAUCGAAAAGUACAUAGCUGCUGGUGCUGAAAUGGAGAUAAACAUCUCCCACAGGACGCGCCAGGAAAUACUCGGCACGCCCGAUCUCACUCACCCAGACCUAUUCAACUGUGCAGUAGCCGAGGUGAUGCAGCUGAUGAAAACGAAUUUGGCGAGAGAGUUCUGGUCCUCCAUGCAAUUUGUGAAGUUCAAAGAGGAGAAUUCGAAGCAGCUGCAUAAUAUGGAGCCUGCAGGUUGGGAUUGCUCUGAAAGAGUGAGCUGUGUUCGAUGUACUGAUGAUCCCUUUAACCAAGAACAUUUGCAGCAUUGUUCUUCUGGAAACCAGUAUAAUGUGUAAGGUACUGAACAAACUGUAUGAUAUCAGAGAAUGGAUGUAUCUUUGUGCAAAAUUAUGUAGAUAAUAAUAACCCCCUUGACUAUAGGCCAUUUUGCAAUAGAACUUCGAUCUCCACUUA